This is a messenger RNA of Penicillium egyptiacum, 1212 nucleotides long. The record is from the annotation of a GenBank genome assembly. NCBI's taxonomy places the organism in Eukaryota, Fungi, Ascomycota, Eurotiomycetes, Eurotiales, Aspergillaceae.
AUGUUGGCUACGGGGUCUCGGGACACCUCAGUUCGUGAGGCCAAAGUCUUCGUCAAGGAAGUCGUACGAAACGACUGGGAUUUCGAGGCCGGCGUUCCUUCCCCGUCGUCCGCCGACGGCACCCUUUGCCACAACCGUGAAGUGUGCGAAUGGCGAGUCCGAGAAUUCGACACCCCGACCUCGGAACUCGAGCCACAGAGCUCAGAUAGCGAACAAGAAUAUGAACCGUCAGCUCUCGCCCCUGGAGAUGCGGGCAUCGAGCGGCGUCGCAAACGCCGUCGACAAAUAGAUGAUGAAAUGGCAUGGAACGAAGGGCUGCGCGUAUGGAUGGCCAGACGCGAUGCAUGGUGUGGCGCGAAGACCCGGCGGCAGAUUCGGGCUGAGGAGGCAAAGCGCGCGUUGGCUGCUGCGCAGACGGAGACAACAGAUCAGUCUGAUGGCGUCAACCUGGGAGAAAAUGAUGCGACUUCGUCUGGUUCAUCCCAAUCUGCAGUGCCAUCUGGCCGGGGCAGCGAGGGUAUUGGCGCGUCUGAUUUGGCAGUCCGGACCGAGACGUCACUUUCCAUCGCGGAUCGGGAAAAAAGCGAGGAGCUCCAGAAUCGAGUGGAUAUGACUUCGGGACAGCAAGAGGAUCAGGAGGAAGGAUUGUCGACCGCGCCAGAUGAGGGAGCUAAACGGAAGGCCUCGUCAGAGACCAACAUCACAGAGCCGGAUCAGAAAGUUGCCGCAAACGUGCCUGCACAACUUACAUCCUUCCCGGCUGUGGAAGACCAAACAGAAGAGGAGAAAGUGGAAGAAGAGCUUGAUGAACCACUUUGCCCCGUUGCCCCGCCUUUCAUUUCAAACGAUAACCCAGUACGCGCAAGCAUCAAUCCCGCAAUCUACCCUUCAAUCUACACCAAGGUCGUUGUGCAAGGCAUGACCCCCACCGUCCCCGUCAACCUCGCCCAUUUAACCAAAGCCAUGGUUCAGGGCUGGAAAGCAGACGGGCAGUGGCCGCCAAAGCCAGCCGUGACAUCGAUCGUCCUUGCUGAUGAUGCCUCUGUGCCCAAGAAAAUCACAGAUCGCUCCGAGGAGGCGCCGCAGGGCAGGAGAAAGAAUAGCAUUACCAAUGCUGUGAAGAAAGUCUUCCAUUUCGGAUCGCAUCCCUUCCAUCGCCGCGGUAGCCAGGACACCGGGAAUGGAGCCGGUGCCGGGGGCCCGACGGCUUAA